Pogonomyrmex barbatus (red harvester ant) is the source of this 2008-nucleotide messenger RNA. RefSeq names its product choline/ethanolaminephosphotransferase 1 bbc (gene bbc). The record is from RefSeq and is a predicted model, not a curated record. Gene Ontology annotation, biological process: phosphatidylethanolamine biosynthetic process. Gene Ontology annotation, cellular component: endoplasmic reticulum membrane; Golgi apparatus. Gene Ontology annotation, molecular function: ethanolaminephosphotransferase activity; diacylglycerol cholinephosphotransferase activity. NCBI's taxonomy places the organism in Eukaryota, Metazoa, Arthropoda, Insecta, Hymenoptera, Formicidae.
GUCAGUUUCCGGCUGUGGCGUGUGCGAAACGAACUGUGAAUUAACAUCGUCGUCGUCGUGGGAGCGCGCUGGCAGAAAUGUCGUACGUAUAAACGCGACGGUCGCUUGUUAUGUUUGACCGUCCUCCCGUCGUGGGUGAUCUCGGUGAUAGUGCGCCGUGCCGUCGUCGCGUCCUCGUCGGAGAACCGAUCGCUCGAUCCCGCACCCUCCUCGUCGCAUCCCUGCUACUGCCACCCUCGGCUCCUACGGUUCGGUGACACGGCGUCAAAGCGACGCGCGCGAUUCGCAGCAUGCAGUUCUACAAGGAGAGGCUGCUGUCGCCCGGCCAGCUGAAGCGGUUGAGCGAGCACAAGUACAGUUGCUCGAGCAGCAGCCUUCUGGACGGUCUCCUGCAGCCGUGGUGGGACUGGCUGGUCAGCAAGGUGCCACUCUGGCUCGCGCCAAAUCUCAUCACCGUGCUUGGCCUGAUCGUCAACAUUGUUACUACCCUGAUCCUGGUCUAUUAUAGCCCGGACGCGAGGGCCGAGGCACCUAGAUGGGCAUGUUUUUUAUGUGCACUUGGUCUCUUUAUAUAUCAAAGUUUGGAUGCUAUUGAUGGUAAGCAAGCCAGGAGAACUGGUACAUCUACACCAUUGGGCGAGUUGUUUGACCAUGGAUGUGACUCGAUAUCAACAGUAUUUGUUGCUUUGUCAGCGUGUAUAGCAGUACAAUUAGGAUACUACCCAACAUGGAUGUUUUUCCAGUGUUUCUGCGCAAUGACGCUUUUCUACUGUGCUCAUUGGCAGACCUACGUUUCAGGUUCCUUAAGAUUUGGUAAAGUGGAUGUAACAGAAGCACAGUUUACGAUCAUUGUAAUCCAUCUGAUUUCCGCAAUCUUUGGUCCGCAAAUUUGGAUGAUAGAGAUACCAUUCUUAGAUGGUUUUAUGUUUAAGUAUUUAUUAGGAGUUAUGACAGUGGUGUGUGCACUGGCAAAUUUGUAUUCCAUAUUUUCGGUGAUUUUCACCGGAGGAGUGGGCAAGAAUGGUUCCACUGUGGCUAUCCCUGUGCUCGGUGUAGGCACGUUCAGUAACUACAUAGCAAUGGUCUUUUAUGCAGGCUACGUUCACGUGUUCCUUGAAUUCUGUAAAGUCUUUGAAUCUGGUGGGAUUGGAAAAAACGGUUCCACAAUUGCAUUGCCAUACACUGGCACAGAGGUGAAGGUGUUUCCGUUAUGGGCUGCUGUGGGCAUCGCUAUUUUACUUGCACAGAGCAGCAUAUCCGUCAUUCUCGCCGGUGGUGUCGGAAAAAAUGGCUCCACCGUCGCAGUAAGUCAGUUGAAGAAAAGAAAAAGUAGUGGGAUCAAUUGUGUAGUGCACAUUUUGUUUAGUUCUCGAUUUAGGCCCAUGCUUUUUGAAUGUUAUACUUAGACAAGUAAAAUAGGCUUCGAAAAUCUUCUUUUAUUAUUGUAACGAGUUAACGAUGCGUUUUUACAUGUUGUAACUGGUGAAAUGUACUUAAAAGUUGUUGAUCUAAAAAUAAUUAAAUCUAAUUAAUAAUUAGAUCUAAUAAUAAUAGUAAUAAUAAACUAACUGUAGACUUUUGUUCCUAUAGACAUGUCACUGUGGGCCUAAAUCUAACGGCGUCAUGUAAAAUUAUUCAUCGCUGUUACUGUUCAUUUGUGUUGAUAUUUGUUAUACCACAUACCUCUCUCCACAGAUAAUUCCAUUCGUAUAUUUCUUCACCUCUCGCUUUCUCCUUUAUAUUUUGCAAUUAUAAAAUAUUUCUUUCCGAUAUCACUUUAUCAAUUUUCACUCGAAGCCAAAUUCUUGCAUGUUACGAAGAUGUAGAAAAGUAGAAGAUGAAAAACGAUUUAGUAAAAAUGUUAUGUACUGCUUACAUGUUAUUAAUGACGAUCUUGUUCAUAAUGAUUACUGAUCCUAUAAUGUUUUGAAUAUUUACAGCGAGAAUUUUAAUUUAUUUACAUGUAGCUUAGAAUAUAUUGCAUCGAAUGAAAUUAAUAUUAAUAAUA